CUUAAUUGGAUAUGAGAAGACAUUUCACAAUCCAGAUGACAUGCAAUCCCAACCCCUAUUUCAUGCUUUGCCAGCCUCGCUACUAGCCCUGCACUAAGAACACUAACUGUCCUUCAGCCUUAUGACUCGUUAUCGCCAAAGAAAAUAUUUUGAACCCCUCCAAACCUACCCCGCCACCAAGAUUUGAACACAAUACGACAACAUGGCGUCUAAUACUCACGAAGAACCAAAACCAGAUGGUGCUGCCUUUGAUGACUUCUUCGAAAGUCUUGGCAAGAAAGCAGAACACCUGUCUGUUGAAGACAAGAAUGGAGUACCUCCUACCAACGAUCAAUUCGAAUCAACAGAAGAUGAUGAUGGAGAGCCAAAGAUCGUAGAUGAGAUAGAGAGUCUGUGUAUGAACUGCCAUGAGAAUGGCAUCACAAAACUCCUCCUCACACGCAUACCUUUCUUCCGCGAAAUAAUCUUAAUGUCCUUCUACUGUCCACACUGCAACUUCAAAAACUCCGAGAUCCAAUCUGCCGGCGAGAUCCAACAGAAAGGCUCACAUUAUGAACUCCGUCUCACUACAAAAGAAGACUUUGCGCGCCAGGUCGUGAAGUCGGAUACCUGCGUAGUAAAGUUCAUUGAGCUUGAUAUCGAAGUUCCUGCCGGUCGAGGACAACUCACGAAUGUGGAGGGCUUGCUAAGCAUGAUACUAGAGGAUCUAGAAUUGCAACAACCAGAGAGGAAAGAGCAGAUCCCAGAGGUCUGGGCGAAGAUUGAGGAAAUUGUUCAAAAAGGCAGGAACAUGAUCAAGGGAGAGAGCUUUCCGUUCCGAGUCUCGCUCGAUGAUCCAGCGGGAAAUUCGUGGAUCGAACCAGACCAGAAAGACGGCGUAGGAAAAUGGUCAAAAGUCGAAUAUGCACGAACACCAGAGCAAAACGAGGCAUUAGGCUUAGGCAGUGGCGAAGAAGAGGAACAGAAGCCCGAACCAGCUGUCCCGGGACAACCGACAGCAGCAAGUUUCGAGACCGACGAUAUUAUUCCCAACGAGGUCUACUCGUUCCCCGCCACCUGUCCCGGCUGCACGAAAUACUGCGUCACGCAUAUGAAAAUGGUCGACAUCCCACACUUCAAACAAGUAAUCAUCAUGAGCACCGUAUGCGACCAAUGUGGUUACCGCUCCAACGAAGUUAAAACCGGCGGCGAGGUUCCCGAGAAGGGAAAGAAAAUCACCCUCAAGGUCGAAGGACCAAUUGAUCUCGCCCGAGAUAUCCUCAAAUCCGAAUCCUGUGCCUUGGAAUGUCCGGAACUGAGUCUCUCGGUCAACCCAGGUACUUUGGGAGGAAGAUUUACGACCGUUGAAGGCCUGCUAACGCAGGUUCGUGACGAUUUACACCAACAGAUCUUCGAUAUCGAUGAUUCGAAUGAUGCGGGUGGCGAUUCUUUACCAUCCGAAUCUAAACAAACAUGGAAGGCGUUCUUCGAUGGUUUAGAUCAUGCUAUUAAAGGGGAACGCAAAUUCACGGUCAUCUUGAAAGAUCCGCUAGCUAGUAGUUAUGUGCAGAAUUUAUGUAGUCCGAAUGAAGAUCCGCAGAUCGAGACGGAGGAGUAUGAGAGGACUGAGGAGGAGAAGGAGGAUCUGGGGUUGGCGGAUAUGAAGACUGAGGGGUAUGUGGAUGAAGCUGGAGAGAAGAAGAAGGAAGAUGCUGCGGAUGAGGCGCAGAGGAUCGAGGAGAGUAAUGGUUGAGAAUGAUAGAUUAGAAAAUUGAAGAAAUUUACCUGCGU
Messenger RNA from Mollisia scopiformis, 1770 nucleotides. Its product is annotated as zf-ZPR1-domain-containing protein. Gene Ontology annotation, cellular component: cytoplasm; nucleus. The transcript has 2 exons. The record is from RefSeq and is a predicted model, not a curated record. Lineage: Eukaryota; Fungi; Ascomycota; Leotiomycetes; Helotiales; Mollisiaceae. Gene Ontology annotation, molecular function: zinc ion binding. The coding region runs from base 203 to 1732 and encodes 509 amino acids.